CGUAGCAACCUCACACUGAUGCGGGUGUGGAGUCUGCUGUACGCAGUCUCGCUGCUUGUGUCGAGCAUGGCAUCCUGCUUUAUAGCAGCUGGAAUCCACCGCCACGCAGAGCUGCACAAAUCCGCAGUGCACUUCAUCAUAUUCUAUUUCUUCUUCUACUCGUGGCUAUGGUCGUUCUUCCGCGGCGUCUUCUUUCUGGAUGCGUUCCUCUCCGGCCCAUUAAUCGACUCGAAUUCUGGUAUCGAUGCAAAUUAUGACGACGUUUUGGGCCUGUUAGGAGUGGCGCAGUCGUCCGAAAUGACGUCGCCAUUGCUCUCAUGCACCACUGUACUGGGGGACACGGCGCUGCUCGCGUGCUCGCUUUGGAUGCUGCCGAUGACCGCCGAGCUCUCAAGACUCGCUCACAAGAACAUGGACCGAGGUCCCAGAGGAGAACACGAAAUUGCGAGAUUGUUCAGCAAGUGGAUCCACAUUCUCAUCGUGCUGUUUUUGGUCUGCGAAUCGGGAUACACCAUCUACAACAAGGGCUUCAACCACAGAUCGUAUCGAAUCCUCAUAAGCGGCAACAUGCUGCAGGCCAUCACGCUGGUGUACGUAAUCUAUGCUCUCAUCAGUCUUAAAAUUGCUGGUCGCAACUACGAGAGCAUUGGUGGAUCUAUCGUGCUGUCACCGCUCUACAAACGCAUCAAAGGCAUCAUGAUUGUGUACAUGGCGUUCUCGUUCCAGUACCAGGUCGUCUCAUUGAUAUUGUUGUACAGCCACUUCGAAGUACACAUGCCGACUGUGUUUAUCGGUGUAAGCACGUUGUUGUUCCAUAACUCCGGUACCGCGCUGUCCAUUGUAAUGGGGUUCAGCCAGGAGUGUUUCUUCAGGUCUUUCCGUCACUAUGUACCGAACGAAUAUGUGGAGGCCUUCUACAUGUCUGACCCGGGACUUGCAAUGGCGAACGCUGCUGCUGGUUACAGUCCACCACUGGAUAACCCAGUCUUCGUGUUCACGGAUAUCGAGUCGUCUACUAAGCUUUGGGGUUUCGAGGAUGGUUCCAUCAUGCGUCGCGCGAAUGAGAUACAUGAGGAUAUUAUUCGCGGGUCACUCGCACAAUUCCGCGGCUACGAAAUCACCACUGCUGGCGAUGCUUUUCAACUCGCCUUCUUCACUAUUAAGGAAGCCGUUGAAUAUUGCAUUCAGGUACAGAUGAAGUUGCUCGGUGCUCAGUGGCCGAAAAAGCUGCAUAACCUCGUUCCAUCCACUGCUCGAAAGAAAACAAAGACAAAUCGACUUGUGUUCAGCGGUCUACGGAUUCGAAUGGGAAUCCAUGACGCGCAGGAAUCGGAAGGUGCAUUGGUGAAGGAUACUCACUCGGUAACGGGGAAAAUCACGUAUACGGGGUUGUCUGAAGUCAUCGCAAGUGAAAUCGGUGAUGUCGGAGCAGGAGGACAGAUUUGCGUGACGCAUCGAGUAGCCGAAUGGCUAUCAAGUAAUUGUUCUUCAAUUAGCAACGGAUUUCAGGUUGAUCACAUGGGAGAACACCCGAUACCUCAGCUGAAUAUGACGGUGGAGGUCUUUCAGAUAACUCCACACGAACUAGAAGCGCGCAAAAAGGAUUUCGACAGGCGCUGGGCCUCCAGACUCGAAAGCUGUUAAGGAAAUGAUAUACGGAAUUGGACUACAACCUGAAAGUAAAUAUUCGCAACACACUGAAGCACCAUGUUCAUGUCAGCAUGCUGACGAUACGCGAGUCAGCUGCAAACCAUUUGCUUUAAGAAAUGCUAUUACCUCAUCAGCCGAUGGCAAGCUAGGCAGCGCACCAUCUCGUUGCACACACAAGGCACUAGCAACAGAAGCUCGAACCAUGCAAUCCUGCAUGGCACGCCCUUCAGCGAGUGCAACCGCAAAAGCACCACGAUAGCAGUCACCCGCUCCAGUUGUAUCCACCACAUUGUCAACUUUAAAUGCACUUUGACGUAGCACCUCCGAGCCGUCAGCAGGGACAAACACGGAUCCGAGCGAUCCGAGCGUCACCAACACGUCCUUUGCGCCUUGUUCCUGUAGGAAUCGGGCGGCUGCAACUGCGUCGUCAAUACUAUCCACCUCACGCUUCGUCAGGCGAGCAAGUUCCGUUUCGUUCGGGCACACGAACGUAAGCAGUGGAAGAAUAUCGGCCGGAAUGGGGUAGUCGUCACCUCCGGUGUCCCACAUUACAGGUACACUGGUUUCAGCAGCAGCUUUCGCAACGAGUGCAUUAACUCGAACAGGAAUUUCACAUUGGACUAGCACAAUGGCUGCAGUCUUGACGGCAUCGAUCAAUGAGGCUGGGAGCUCCUCUGGCCAAGCCGAGUUUGCCCCACUUACGAUCACGAUUGAGUUGUCUCCAUCAGGAUAGACGAACACAAACGCAAGACCUGAGGAGCAUUUUGCUUGCGUACACAGUGUCGUGUCCACUCCGACGGAUUCCAGCGUAUCCUUGAUCAUUUUGCCGUGGUUGUCAUUGCCAAAUUGACAAGCCAUUUUAGCUACCAGGGUCGGGUGACUUGGCCCAAUAAGCUUGGCAAUAGUAGCAGCUUGGUUGUUGCCUUUGCCUCCUGGGUAAACAUUGCCCGUAUCGGGCUUGCUGGCAGACAGAGUCUCGCCACGAGUUGGCAUACGGUCAACUGCUACCACGAUAUCUGCUCCUACAGAGCCGACGACGAGGAUAUGGCGGCGAAUCUGCGUCAUGUCUGAAAUAUGUUUUGAUCGGGGCUUGAGAAGUGAUUUGCUUAGUUAGCUGGAACUUGGUAAUCUUGGAAUGAGGAGAAGGAUAAAUUUUAUCCCAUGUGCUUCAACGAGGUCUAGCAGCGGCACGAUUUCAAACUUCAAUCACGCUUCACAUGCAUCAGGGCACUGGUAUGACUUCAGCGGCUUGCACAGAAUGUGGCGCGGCUUUAGCGACGA
This is a messenger RNA of Phytophthora nicotianae INRA-310, 2931 nucleotides long. RefSeq lists its product as hypothetical. NCBI's taxonomy places the organism in Eukaryota, Oomycota, Peronosporomycetes, Peronosporales, Peronosporaceae. The coding region runs from base 19 to 1644 and encodes 541 amino acids. The record is from RefSeq and is a predicted model, not a curated record. Gene Ontology annotation, biological process: cyclic nucleotide biosynthetic process; intracellular signal transduction. The transcript has 2 exons.